AUUUUAUAAAAACAAUAGAAAGAAAAAAAAGGUAACUCCUUUUGCAAAAGCUUUCUUUCUCUUUGUAAUUUUUGAAACAUCAACAACAAAUUCUCAUCAUAUUCACCACCUUCUUGCUUUCUUUCCUUUUCUCUCUUUCUUUAUACAAUCCACUGCAUUACUCUCUUUCUUUUGCUUCUAUUCUUUUUAUCGUUCUCUCUCCAUCACAUUUCUUUGUGUUGUUGGAAGUAUUGUUCCUUCAAUGGAGAGCAACCCAGUUCAGCUUUUUCAUUAUUUUGCAACCUGUCUUACGCUUGCAAUUCUUUUCUUUUUGGUUUUGCCGUCAGUUUCUGCGGCUGAGCAAGAUGUUGGUACUUCAAUUAAGACUGAUGCUGCCGCUUUACUUAUGUUUAAGAAAAUGAUUCAGAAAGAUCCGAAUGGAGUUUUGUCUGGAUGGAAGCUUAAUAGUAGUCCAUGUAUCUGGUAUGGAGUUUCUUGUUCUCUUGGAAGAGUAACUCAGCUUGAUCUUACUGAGGCUAAUCUUGUUGGGAUCAUAUCUUUUGAUCCUUUAGAUUCUCUUGUUAUGUUAUCUUCUUUAAAGUUAUCUUCAAAUUCAUUUACUGUAAAUUCUACUUCUUUGCUUCAGCUCCCAUAUGCACUUCAACAUCUUGAAUUAUCUUCUGCUGUACUUUUAGGUGUGGUUCCUGAGAAUUUCUUCUCCAAGUAUCCAAAUCUUGUUUAUGUCAAUCUCUCUCAUAAUAAUUUAACAGGUUCUUUACCUGAUGAUCUUUUAUCCUACUCUGAUAAAUUGCAGGUCCUAGACCUUUCUUAUAACAAUUUCACAGGCUCAAUUUCUGGUUUCAAAAUUGAUCAAAGCUCUUGCAACUCCUUAUGGCAACUUGAUCUAUCAGGAAACCAUUUAGAAUAUUUCAUUCCUCCUUCACUUUCAAACUGCACAAAUCUCAAAUCUCUGAAUUUGUCAUCCAAUAUGCUUACAGGAGAGAUCCCAAGAUCUUUCGGUGAACUCAGUAGUUUACAGAGAUUAGAUCUGUCGCAUAAUCAUCUAACGGGUUGGAUCCCCUCUGAGUUGGGAAAUGCCUGUAGUUCACUUCUGGAGGUUAAGCUUUCUUUUAACAACAUUUCAGGCUCUAUUCCUAUCUCUUUCUCUACUUGUUCUUGGCUGCAAGUUCUUGAUUUAUCCAACAAUAACAUAACAGGUCCUUUUCCUGAUUCUAUCCUUCAGAAUCUUAGUUCAUUAGAGAGAUUGCUCUUAAGUUACAAUCUCAUCUCAGGAUCAUUCCCAGUUUCCAUUUCCUACUGCAAAAAUUUAAGAGUUGUGGAUCUUAGUUCCAAUAAAUUUUCUGGCAUAAUCCCACCAGAGAUAUGUCCUGGUGCAGCUUCUCUUGAGGAGCUGAGAAUGCCAGAUAAUCUCAUAGUCGGAGAAAUCCCUGCUCAGUUAUCACAAUGUUCCAAGCUAAAGUCGCUUGAUUUUAGCAUAAACUACCUCAAUGGUUCAAUCCCAGCUGAGCUAGGGAAGCUUGGGAAUCUUGAGCAACUUAUAGCAUGGUACAAUGGCUUGGAAGGGAAAAUACCAGCAGAAUUGGGAAAAUGCAGGAACCUGAAGGAUUUGAUACUCAACAAUAAUCACCUUACUGGUGAAAUUCCUGUUGAAUUAUUCGACUGCAGUAAUCUUGAAUGGAUAUCUCUAACAAGCAAUCAGAUUUCAGGCAAAAUCCCAAGCGAAUUCGGCCUUUUGUCAAGGUUAGCUGUUCUACAGCUUGGAAAUAACAGCUUAAGUGGAGAGAUACCAAGAGAGCUAGGAAAUUGCAGCAGCUUGGUUUGGUUAGACUUGGGAAGCAAUAGGCUGACUGGUGAAAUCCCGCCUCGACUUGGUCGACAGCUUGGAGCAAAAGCACUGGGUGGAAUUCCAUCUGGAAAUACUUUGGUGUUUGUAAGAAAUGUCGGUAAUUCAUGCCAAGGAGUUGGAGGUUUGUUGGAAUUUGCUGGUAUCAGAUCAGAAAGACUUUUGCAGUUUCCAACACUUAAAACUUGUGAUUUCACAAGAUUGUAUACAGGACCAGUACUGAGUCUGUUUACACAAUACCAGACUUUGGAGUAUCUAGAUCUUUCCAAUAACCAGCUUCGAGGGAAGAUUCCAGAUGAAAUGGGGGAAAUGAUGGCUUUACAAGUUCUUGUAUUAUCAUAUAAUCAGCUAUCUGGAGAGAUUCCUCCAUCACUUGGUCAGCUCAAGAAUUUGGGUGUUUUUGAUGCAUCUCAUAACAGAUUGCAGGGUGAAAUCCCAGACUCAUUUUCAAACUUGUCUUUCUUGGUGCAAAUUGAUUUGUCUUAUAAUGAGUUAACAGGGGAAAUCCCACAGAGAGGGCAGCUCAGUACACUUCCGGCAACACAGUAUGCGCACAAUCCUGGACUUUGUGGUGUUCCGUUGUCUGAUUGCCAUGGUAAGAAUGGUCAAGGAACAACUAGUCCAAUAGCAUAUGGUGGUGAAGGAGGUCGAAAGAGUGCAGCUUCAUCAUGGGCUAAUAGCAUUGUUUUAGGGAUCCUUAUUUCUGUUGCUUCUUUAUGCAUUUUGAUUGUGUGGGCGAUAGCAAUGCGCGUGAGGCAUAAGGAGGCAGAAGAUGUCAAGAUGCUUAGUAGCUUGCAGGCAUCUCAUGCUGCCACAACAUGGAAAAUUGACAAAGAGAAAGAGCCAUUGAGCAUCAAUGUAGCAACUUUUCAGAGGCAGCUAAGAAAGCUCAAGUUCUCUCAACUCAUUGAAGCUACCAAUGGCUUCUCUGCAGAAAGUCUUAUUGGCUGUGGUGGGUUUGGAGAAGUGUUCAAGGCAACAUUAAAGGAUGGAUCAAGCGUUGCAAUCAAGAAGCUUAUUAGGUUGAGCUGCCAGGGUGAUCGUGAAUUCAUGGCUGAAAUGGAAACUCUAGGGAAGAUAAAACACAGAAACCUUGUUCCUCUGCUUGGUUACUGCAAGAUCGGUGAGGAAAGACUACUUGUCUAUGAAUUUAUGGAAUUUGGGAGCCUUGAUGAAAUGCUCCAUGGAAGAGUAAGGACCAUAGACAGGAGAAUUCUCACAUGGGAUGAAAGGAAAAAGAUAGCUAGAGGAGCAGCUAAAGGACUUUGUUUCCUACACCACAAUUGCAUCCCGCACAUCAUACACAGAGACAUGAAGUCAAGCAAUGUACUGUUGGACCAUGAAAUGGAAGCAAGAGUUUCGGAUUUCGGAAUGGCAAGGCUGAUAAGUGCACUCGACACUCAUCUUAGUGUAAGCACAUUGGCAGGAACACCGGGUUAUGUCCCACCUGAAUACUACCAAAGCUUCAGAUGCACUGCAAAAGGAGAUGUGUAUUCAUUCGGGGUUGUACUAUUGGAACUCCUGACAGGAAAAAGACCGACAGAUAAGGAUGAUUUUGGCGACACUAAUUUGGUGGGAUGGGUGAAAAUGAAGGUAAGAGAAGGGAAACAAAUGGAAGUGAUAGACCAAGAAUUGUUAUCUGUCACCAAAAAGACUGAUGAAGCCGAAGUAGAAGAGGUCAAAGAAAUGGUUAGGUAUUUGGAAAUAACAUUGCAGUGUGUGGAUGAUUUCCCUUCAAAGAGGCCAAAUAUGUUACAAGUUGUGGCCAUGUUGAGAGAGCUGAUGCCUGGAUCAGCUAAUGGAAGCAGCAACAGUGGUUAAAAGAAAAUGGGGUAUUUGCAUUUGUAAUCAAGAUUAGUGUAAGAAGGUGAUAAGCUUUUUCAAGAUUUUAUGCUAAGGAUUUCAAGAGUUCUUCUGUAACUAAUUGCAAAUGUUUUUAAUUUUUGCUCUGUUGACUAGUGCCUAACAGUAAAUCAUGAGCGUGUUUAAGGUUUUCUUUUC
Molecule: messenger RNA, 3844 nt
Organism: Ricinus communis (castor bean)
Lineage: Eukaryota; Viridiplantae; Streptophyta; Magnoliopsida; Malpighiales; Euphorbiaceae
Product: serine/threonine-protein kinase BRI1-like 2
Exons: 1
Coding region: 242-3664 (1140 amino acids)
Biological process (GO): protein phosphorylation
Molecular function (GO): protein binding; protein kinase activity; ATP binding
Source: RefSeq, a predicted model, not a curated record